Molecule: messenger RNA, 1604 nt
Organism: Hydra vulgaris (swiftwater hydra)
Lineage: Eukaryota; Metazoa; Cnidaria; Hydrozoa; Anthoathecata; Hydridae
Product: innexin inx3
Cellular component (GO): gap junction; plasma membrane
Molecular function (GO): gap junction channel activity
Source: RefSeq, a predicted model, not a curated record
AAAAAUUCUUUUAGGUCGAAACUUUCAUCAUUUUGGGCAUUGAUGCUGUUGAAAUCUUAAUCGCGUGUUGCAUAAAACAAAAUGUUAGAAUUAGAGAAAAAAGCUUUCCUCACGCCGUAGCGACUCUGUUGCACUUAUAUUUAUAAAGGUAUAAAAUUAUUAGCAAGACUUGGGUUAUAUAAACAUACAAGAUGGCGAUGAUUGCUACUGAUAUUAAGAGUAUGUUGUCUAUAACAAUAAAGUCACGACAUGAUAGUUAUACAGAUCAAUAUAACAGAAUUUUCAUGGUCAAAAUAUUGCUUGUUAGUUGCCUUAUCAUGGGGAUCAGUUGGUUUCAGGACUCCAUAACUUGUAUCGUGCCAGGAACAAGCUCUAUUGAGGCUGGAUUUGUUUCUGCAGCAUGUUGGAUACAAGGGGUAUAUGUUUAUAAAGAACUUCAGAGUCGUGUCACUGAAGUAGCAUAUUUUGGCAUUCCAAAGGAUAUGGAUGCUGAUGGAAUGUUAAGUACAGGAGAACUUUGUAGUACACUUUCAAAAUUUAAUAAGCAAAAUAAAGAAUGCUUACCAAUGCAUAAAACAUUUUUUUUGCAGUACCAAUGGAUGCCAUUUUUGAUUGCUUCUUUGGCAAUUUUGUAUUAUAUUCCUUAUAUUGCUUUUCGAUCUGCAAACACUGAUAUGAUUAGUUUAAGAAGUUCCAUAAAAGCAGCAGAUAUUGAUGCUGAAAAAAUUGCUAAGCAUUACUUUAAUAUUCGCAUGAACUCUCGUAGAACAAUGACAUUGAGGGUAGUUUUUAACAUUCUCAUUAAAGUUUUGUACAUAGUGGUUAAUUUGGUGGCUUUUCUGGGACUUGAUAACUUAUUAAACGGUGAAUACGUUGGAUAUGGUAGCAAGUGGUUAAAGUGGUCACAGCUUGAAAAUUCUGUUGCUUAUGAUUACAUGGGAAUGCGUGACCAUCCUAAACCAGGUAAUGUUCUUCUUCCACCAUUUGGGUAUUGUGAGAUGUAUGAGUCAUCCAAAGACAUAAAACAUAGCUCUGCAAAUAAACAUAAGUUUUUAUGUGAAUUGUCGCAAAAUAUUCUUUACCAAUAUUGUCUUGUUGUCUUAUGGUUUGCUAUUGUGUUAGGAAUUAUUUUUUCAGUGUUGGGUUUGUUGUUUAUACUUACCCACUAUGCGUUUGGUCUUUUUGGUGUCAAAACACGUGGUCCAACUGGCAACAAGCUUUUUAAAGCGCUUUCUUUCAGAGAGCUGGAGUAUUUGGAAUUCCUAAGGAAAAAAAACAUCAUUUUGUAUGGAGAAGUACUAGAAAAGUUGAAAGACAACAUUAUUGGACCGAAUGCUCCAUCUUUAGAUGAUGAAUAUUCUCGACGACCUAAUGAUACCUUACCAUUAUACCCUUCUUUACCGCCUAAAUCAGAUUUGUAUGACGAAAAAGGUGUACGAUAUUAAUUUAGUAACUUGAUAUUCUACAGAAGGUAAAAUUGACAUUUUUAAAGAACUUUUAGUGAGAAUUUAUAUGGGUUUGAGGUCUGGGUUUUUAUCCUCCUUUUGAGAAUUUAUUUGACCAUUUGUAGUUCUUUUUUUUUGAAAUUUUUGUUGCUGCAUGAA